ACAAGAGUUACCAUGGCAACUGUACCCUAACGUAACGUAACAUCCGUUGAUUUAAACCUUUCAGGUACCGCCGUCGUAUUUCUGGGGAUGGAAGAGACGUUAUGUGAAAGUAUAGAAAACUCUGUUUUCUAGGCGGAUACAGGCAGCUAGUUAAAAAGAAUUACGACUGUUUCCAGAAAGAAUAUGGAGUUUGAAACGACGGAGACUGUUCGCUCGGCACCGAGUCGUCAUGAGAAAAGUUUGGGGCUCCUGACGAUGAAGUUUGUCGGUCUUCUUCAAGAGGCGGAGGAUGGCGUCCUUGAUUUGAAAGUGGCUGCAGACAGCUUGGCAGUGAAGCAGAAGAGGAGGAUAUACGACAUCACCAAUGUGCUGGAAGGAGUGGGGUUGAUUGAAAAGAAAAAUAAGAACAUAAUCCAAUGGAGGGGGAAGAACUCAGGCAGCCAAACUCAGGAUGUGCUGGAGCAGGUGAAGACUUUGAAGGCCCAAGUUUCUGAGCUGGAGGCCCAAGAGAAAGAGCUUGACAACCAGAAGACAUGGCUAGAGGAGAAUAUCAAACAACUUAACCAUGAUCCUGUCACCAGCACUUAUAAAUUUGUGACACAUGAAGACAUCUGCAGUGCCUUCAGUGGAGAUACUCUGCUUGCCGUAGUGGCUCCUGCUGGGACUCAGCUGGAGGUGCCCCUGCCUGAAAUGGGUCAGAGGGGUCAGAAAAAGUACCAGGUGAACCUUCGCAGCCACUCAGCUCCCAUCCAGGUCAUGCUCAUCAACAGAGAUUCAGACUCUUUAGUGCCAGUGGUCUUCUGUGUGCCCCCCACUGAUGACAUUUGUCAAAUGCCAACUCCACCCAGUACCCCCGCCAGCCUUCAGAGGUUCCCUCUGUCCUCGUCACAGUACUCUACCUCUAACACUACCUCCUCCUUCUGCAGCCAGGACUCUCUGUGCUCUGACCACCAGAUGGUGCUGCCAGAAAACGAACAAGUGUUGACGCCCUCUUCCAGCCCUCCUGAUCUACAAAUGGAGUGUCACAGUCAGUCAGCAGCCGUGUUGGAGCAGCCACAAAUGGACCUGUCAGACCCAGACUUCCAGUCUGAGCUGGAAGUGAGCAGUCUGCUGAAACUAAACUCUGGUGGAGAUCACAUGAAGGACGACAGAGAAGAAGCUGUUGACCUGAUCGAUGAGCUCAUGUCUACUGAUGGUUUGUACUACAGCUUCAACCUGGACGACAAUGAGGGAGUGAGUGACCUUUUCGAUGUGCAGAUUCUCAAUUACUGAUGUCAGACAGAGCCUGUGCUGUAUGCUGGUACAAUCUUUGGAAGCUUCAAACAUACCCUCUGCCUUUUUUGUUUAGCUCACUCACAGAUGGUAAGUUACUAUCAUCUCUAAAAAAUGAACCCUCCACACAUAUUGGACUCCUCUGCUAUCUGCCAGACAGCUUAAUUUUCCUGUAUGGGCCUUUUGCCCUCAGCCGAAAAAAAAAAAAAAAGUACAAGUGCCUCAAAUAAGAAGAUAUUUAAGCAGCUAAGAUCCCUUUUUCUUUGUUGUUUUUAAUGGUCACUGGAUGAUAAUCUACAUUGUUUUGGAAAAAUGAGAUGCCUAGGUGGAAAACAGCUAGCACAAACAUUCGACAGAGUCCUACUUUGAUUUUGCAUGCACAAAUCUGGGAAUUGUUUAGCAUGUGGUGGAAAACCUGAGACUUUAACUGUUUCACGUUCUGUAGUUAUUGAACAGCUCCUGACUGUUGAAGUUGUAAUCAACAAUAAUUCAUAACAUGUACAAGGCUUUGUGCAAAGAUCUCUGUCUUUACACAGAAAGUGCACUGGGAAGAGACUUAAACAAUUUCAUAGUUAUAUUUUAUAAAAGCUGUAUUUAAAAGUGAAUUUAUUUUGGUUACAUUUUGUAAACAUGUUCUCAUGGGAAAUGCUGAAAAGGUUUUUUUUCCUAAAUUAUUGUGGCACUGCCAUUUCUGGCCUUGUUGAUUUUUUUGUUUGUUUUGUUUUAAAAUUGUAUCUUAUAUUAUAGUUAAAUAUUGAGUAACAAUUUUCACUUAAUUUAAGAAAAUAAUUCUUGGUUCUGGUUAGUUUAAACUGAUGCUGGUUGACUGCCUUAAAUUAUCUGAAAAUAGAACUAGCAAUAUUUUUUGAUCUGAAAAAUCAGAUGUUUAGAGCCAUAAGUGGCGUUUUUGUAUAUUUAUUGUAUUUGAAACAAGAUUUUUUUUUACGUUGCAUUUUGUUUAUUUGCAAAUUUCUCAAUUUAAGAUUUUCAAUAAAAAAAGAUUACUGAUUAAUGAUCAUAGUUCAGAGAUGUUUCUUAAAGGGAGGGGGAACAGAGUUUAAUAUGCACUCAGCCUCAUUGUGCAGGACAUCUUGUUUUGAGUUAUUAAAGUUGUUUAAAACCAUUUAGUGGUCUUGGUUAACCACAAAAUAUUUAACAGCUUGUGCUAUUUUUUUUUUGUUUUUGGCUGACUGAGAUGUUUUCAUCUAACAGAUGGAAAACUUCAGUUAGUUGGCCUCCACAUCAAACUUCUCAUGUUUCACAUCCUGACCUGCAGCAGCAUUGAUAAAUAACUUGAUUUUUACCAGCUGGGAUACAGGAAGACAAAAAAAUGCUUUUUUUUUGUUUUGUUUUAAAUCCAAGAGCACCAUACCAAGAUAGGAAUUUGUAACAUGCAGUGAAGACUCCAUGUGUUUACUUUUUUGUUUGAUUAACAUCACAAAUGACAGAAACAUAAACCAUGUGUAAUAGUGGGUCUGAAACUAAUGGAUCCAGUGCCUCAGUGUUUAUGGUUGACAUUACAUUUCUGGAAGGACUGGAUAAUAAAACAGACCUUCUCACAAAAGGUAAAACUGGCUUGAAAACAGUCUGAAUGACUGGGACAGCUUUAUUUCAGUCAGUUAUUGUACAUGAAUUACAUGGUGUCACCCAAGGCUCCUUUCUUAGGCUUCUCCUG
Molecule: messenger RNA, 2947 nt
Organism: Cheilinus undulatus (humphead wrasse)
Lineage: Eukaryota; Metazoa; Chordata; Actinopteri; Labriformes; Labridae
Product: transcription factor E2F5-like
Exons: 8
Coding region: 184-1272 (362 amino acids)
Biological process (GO): regulation of transcription by RNA polymerase II
Cellular component (GO): RNA polymerase II transcription regulator complex
Molecular function (GO): DNA-binding transcription factor activity, RNA polymerase II-specific; RNA polymerase II cis-regulatory region sequence-specific DNA binding; protein dimerization activity
Source: RefSeq, a predicted model, not a curated record